Messenger RNA from Acaulospora morrowiae, 2337 nucleotides. The record is from the annotation of a GenBank genome assembly. Lineage: Eukaryota; Fungi; Glomeromycota; Glomeromycetes; Diversisporales; Acaulosporaceae.
AUGCAAGCAGGUUCAGAAAGGAAAUCUAAGCGUGCUAAUGUCACCGGAAAGAUUACUUGUCCGCAUAUAAAUCUCUAUUUAAAUCAAGAGUCACCAACCGCAAAGAUUGAUUCGUCGGCUUUCAAGAGACAAGUCGUCAACUAUACGCUCCUAUGUGAUUCGUGCGAUAUGAAAAUGCCGAGAGUAUGGGUGUGCUUACAUAGUCGAUGUCGUGCGACCGUUUGUAGUGGAAAUACAACGAGUCAUAUGUGUACACAUUUUGAAGCAAAGCAUAGGGAAGAUAAAGGAAAUCGUUGUCAUUCGAUAUACGUCAAUCCACGUACGUUGACUUUUUGGUGUUAUGGCUGUGCCAUAGAAUUGAAUCCUUUUGACAAAGAUGAUGCCUUGUCACAAGACGCACGUUAUUAUCUGAAGACUAUUGUGAGAUGUCUGCAAGUCAAACGAAACAAAGUACAACAACAGUUCAACGAUGUUCCUGGUCUGGUCGGCCUAAAGAAUCUGGGCAACACCUGCUAUGCAAGUGCAGCUCUUCAAUGCCUUUCCAACACUCCAGCAUUAUCGGAUUUUUUUAAUUAUUGUGAUAAGUACAUUCCACGAAAUGCCAACCCCAAUAGGUAUCCUAAGUACAAGCUGGCUGAAAAAUUUCAUGAAUUUAUGAAAGCCAUGUGGAAUGGUAGCAGUCCUAUUUACGCCCCGGUUCAGUUGAUCGGAGAGAUAAAAAAAUACAACGAAGUCUUUCGAGAUUAUUCGCAGCAGGAUUCUGUGGAAUUUCUCCGUGUUGUUUUGGAUAGACUUCACGAGGAACUUCCAUAUCCGUCGCAAGAUUUAGCGAAUAACAGUAGUGGUGCAGUGAGGGCCAAUAGUAUAGUUAGCAGUAGUUUCACGAAUGAUGAUAGUUCAUCUACGACGAGUGUUAGUCAUGAUUCGAAUGGAUUUAGAACAUCUUCCGUCUCUUCAUUGAUCACAGUAUCUGAGAAACAUGAGAGAAAAAAUUCUUUGCCGAUCAGUGUAAUUAAAAAUUCUUCAAACUUUUGUGGAGUCGCACUGAUUAAUGUUUGGAUUGAAUCUCAGGAAUUUUCAAAAGAAGAUCAUUUCUAUGAUCUUCCAAUUCAGAUUGAUAAAAAGUUUCGUGUAAAAUCAUCAGACAGCGGUUCCAGUGAUUCUGUCGUUAAUUCUGUAGUGGGAUUUGUUGGAGGGAUAUUAGGAAUUAGUGGGAAAACGUUAAAAUUGCAAGACUGUCUAGCCGCAUUUUGCGCUACCGAGGAUCUUACGGGAGGAGACAAGUACAGAUGUGAUAGAUGCAAGAAGUUAAGCGAUUGUAAAAAAACCUUGAGAAUAAUUCGAUUACCUGAGAUAUUAUGCAUUCAACUCAAGAGGUUCCGAUAUAAUUCCUAUAUUUCGAAGAUUGGAACACACGUGCAGUUCCCGAUGGAGGAUUUAGACAUGAGACCUUACUGCAAGGAAUCAUUGUCAAAAAAUAUGGAUGAAGAAAGUGCGAAAUACAAUUUGUACGGGUUUAUACAUCACCGUGGCGGAUCAGGAAGUGGGCAUUAUAUUGCUUAUGCCAAGAACCCAACUGAUGAAAAUUGGUAUGAAUACGACGACACGUAUGUUACUAAAAAGUCAAUAGCCGAAAUAUCUCGACUAGAGGCAUAUGUAUUAUUCUACCAACGAACUAGUCCCAAAAAGGAGGACGAGAGGAGAGAGAUUCUCGAUAAAAUUAAUAAGGAUUCGUCGUCCACAGAAGCCCAUUUCUGGAUUUCCCGAUUGUGGUUUAACAGGUGGCGAUUUAUGAUGACGCCCGGUCCUAUAAGCAACUAUGAUUUCAUUUGUUCUCAUGGAAGCAUAAAUAAUAAGAAUUGUAAUAAAAUCUGUGACAUGGUGGUCAAAGUUCCAUUCGGAGUGUACAAAACUUUAUCCGAGAAAUAUGGUACAGACGGGAGUCCACCCUUUCUUGCGAGCAGUAAUGGCACCCCGGCUUGCAUGAUCUGUCAGCAAGAUGAAAUGCUAUUGGAGCAUCGAAGGCGUAAGGAGAAAAUUGAUAUUGAUAGACUGAAUUCCAAAGACAUAGGUCGUGAAGAACCUUGGUAUAUGAUAAGCACGACCUGGUUAAAGUGUUGGCACAUUUUCAUAGCCGGAGGACUGUUGCCUGGGUCAAUCGACAAUACCAUCUUUCUCAGAGAAGAUGGGAAACCCAGAUCUGGCAUGAGAAGAGGAAUUCAUUACAGCGCUGUAAAUGUGAAAGUUUGGACGUACUUUGAACAUUCUUACGGAGGUGGACCAAUAGUCGUCAGAGCUUUCCCUGAUUUAUAUUCUCCACCGCCUUCUAAUUCCUAA